UGUAUUUUAUUAAACACGGAGCAUAUUGACAUGCGUCUUCACUGAAUCAUGUCUGUGCUAAAUCUGAUCUGUGCACAAUGCUAACCAUUCAUUAAUAAGGAACGCUACUGACACCUUGUGGUAGGAGGUAGAAUUACACAUAUCAUGAUAUCCCCCUUUCUUUAAAGUAGAUACUCACCAAAUUAAAUGCAUUACAGGUGUCAGGUUUUUUUUAACCAUUUACCUUAGAUAACUUUUCAUUUAACUUGCAUAACUCAUCUUACUAUUGGUAGUAGCAGCUCAUAACUCAUUUCUCAGUACUCAGCUACUGUAAAUCACAAUGGCAAAUUACUGUGACUAACUUGAGCAUUAAUGUAACCAUAACACACAACAUAUAACAAAGCUCAUUAACUUUUUUUUUUACAGGUCAAGUCUCAUUAAAUCUCUUUUUUACAGGUCAAGUCUUUCAGGUUUCUUGAUUGUUCUUGUGGAUCUUCUUGUUGCCGUUUCACCUGUAAUAAAUGCAUUGGUUAGAUUUUCAGUGUGUGUAUGUGUAGAGUUGGACUCAGACUCAGCUUGUGCUUGACUGAGCUCUUGGUCUGGAACAGUCUCUGGUGUCGUUGGUGUCUUCAGGAGACUGCGCCGAUUUCGUCUGAUGAUCUGUCCUUCUGGCGUUCUCACGGUGUAGGAUUGUGGAGUGACCUCUUGAACAGUGGCUUUCGUCGUCCAUCCUUCAGGACUUUCAAUCCUGACUGCGUCAUCCCUGGACAGUGGUUGGAGGUGUUGUUCGGAGCUUUCUUUUCAUCAGCAGCUCAGCAGGUGACAGCCCGCACUCCAGAGGUGAUGCUCUGUAGCUCAGUAGAGCCAGUUAGCAUGCAGAAUGACUAUCAGCAAGCACAGGCCAGCUGGAUGCAGCACAUCGUCACCUCGCUGUUCACCAACUCCGCCCUGUUUAACACACGUGACGGCAGAGCGGGGAAAGUGCACAACUUCAUGCUGGGUCUUAACUUGAACAUGAGCAUCUCUUUCUCACCCUUCAGAGAUGUCCUGAACCAAAAUGGUCCUGUGGAGGAGGUAGAUGCUGUAACAGUCCAGUCUAGUGUGUUGUUUGAUGGCUCUCCCGGACCUGGUUCUGGGAGUGGAAACCUCUGGAGCGGGAACAGGAGACCCCAAAGCAGGUGGUGUGCGACCCUGCUCUAGGACCGGCAGUGGCUCCUGUAGCUGCUGUCCAGCCUCAUCCUGUGAUGGAGACUGGAGUGGUAUCAGCUGCAGGCGGUUGCGUCUUACCACCCCAUGUGACGCAUCCACAAGCAUGCUGCGGUCGGGCAGUGCAGGGCGUAGCUCAGAGGGAUGAGUUGGCACCGUGGUGUGGAGACGUCGACCCAUGAGUAACUGGGCCGGGCUGUAUCCAUUCUGAAGAGGUGUGGCCCUGUAUGCAAGAAGAGCCAUGUACGGUUUGCUAAAGAUCACAUGGACCAGAAGGCUAUUGGAAAAAUGUUUUGUGGACAGAUGAGACCAAAAUAGAACUUUUUGGUUUAAAUGAGAUGCGUAUCUGUGAAACAUGGUGGUGGUAGUAUCAUGUUUUAGGCCUGUUUUGCUGCAUCUGGGCCAGGACGGCUUGCCAUUAUUGAUGGAACAAUGAAUUCUGAAUUAUACCAGCGAAUUCUAAAGGAAAAUGUCAGGACAUCUGUCCAUGAACUGAAUCUCAAGAGAAGGUGGGUCAUGCAGCAAGACAAUGACCCUAAGCACACAAGUCAUUCUACCAAAGAAUGGUUAAAGAAGAAUAAAGUUAAUGUUUUGGAAUGGCCAAGUCAAAGUCCUGACCUUAAUUCAAUCGAAAUGUUGUGGAAGGACCUGAAGCGAGCAGUUCAUAUGAGGAAACCCACCAACAUCCCAGAGUUGAAGCUGUUCUGUACGGAGGAAUGGGCUAAAAUUCCUCCAAGCUGGUGUGCAGGACUGAUCAACAGUUACUGGAGUUAUUGCUGCACAAUGGAGUCACACCAGAUACUGAAAGCAAAGGUUCACAUACUUUUGCCACUCACAGAUAUGCAAUAUUGGAUCAUUUUCCUCAAUAAAUAAAUGACCAAGUAUAA
Molecule: messenger RNA, 2072 nt
Organism: Neoarius graeffei (lesser salmon catfish)
Lineage: Eukaryota; Metazoa; Chordata; Actinopteri; Siluriformes; Ariidae
Exons: 6
Coding region: 529-1179 (216 amino acids)
Source: RefSeq, a predicted model, not a curated record